Molecule: messenger RNA, 1642 nt
Organism: Teleopsis dalmanni
Lineage: Eukaryota; Metazoa; Arthropoda; Insecta; Diptera; Diopsidae
Product: 2-(R)-hydroxypropyl-CoM dehydrogenase-like
Exons: 2
Coding region: 25-891 (288 amino acids)
Molecular function (GO): oxidoreductase activity
Source: RefSeq, a predicted model, not a curated record
AAUUUAAUAUGUAAUACUUUAAAUAUGUCCGCUGCCAGAAAACAAUAUCUGUCAUUAUACCACAAAUUCUGGAUGUGCAGAAGGCUAAAUUCAACGAAAUGUGACACUAAUGGCAGCAAACUUAAAUUGGAUUUCAAAGACAAGGUAGUAUUUAUCACUGGUGCUUCGUCUGGCAUAGGUGCACAAACAGCUGCGGACUUUGCACAACUCGGUGCUAAAUUAGCCUUGGUUGGUAGAAGUAAAGAAGGUCUAGAGAAAACAGCGCAAAGAUGUAAAUCCAAGGAAAAACCGCUGACACUUCAGGCAGACUUGCAAAGUGAAUGCGAUAUACAAACUGCUUUUGAAGAAACUAUCCAAAAAUACAAACGUCUGGAUGUACUUGUUAAUGGCGCUGGUAUCAUGGAAAUGGGUUCUAUAGAAUCUACAAACUUGGAGCAGUAUGAUCGCACAAUGCAAACAAAUCUAAGAUCCAUGUAUCAACUUUGUAUGCUUGCAGCACCAGAGCUUAUUAAAACAAAGGGUUGUAUAGUUAAUAUAUCCAGUGUGUGUGGUGUCCGUUCCUUUUCAAAUUUGGUAGCUUACAAUAUUUCCAAGUCAGGAGUAGAUCAAUUAACAAAGAGUGUUGCUUUAGAUUUGGGACUCAAGGGUGUACGUUGUAAUUGUGUUAAUCCAGGUACUAUUGUAACGAAUUUGCAAAAAAGAGGUGGAAUGGACGAAGAAGCAUACAAGGCAUUGCUUGAACGUGGUAAACAAUCGCAUGCAUUGGGCAGGAACGGGAAUCCAACUGAAGUUUCAAGUGCGAUAUGUUUUCUUGCCAGUGAAAUGGCCAGUUUUAUAACAGCUGUACAGCUAUCUGUAGAUGGUGGUAGACACGCACUGUGUCCCAGAUGAUUUAGGAAAAAUAUCUAACUUAAUCCGUAUUUCGAAAUUAAAUUAGAUGUAGGCGGAUGUCUAAGGAAUCUGUCAGCAAACUUAAAAUGAACUUUAAGGACAAAGUGGUAUUCAUCACUGGUGCAGUUUCUGGUAUAUAAGGUCUUAAAAAGACCGCGAAGAAAUGCAAAUCUAAGGAACCGCCAAUAACAAUUAAGGCAGACAUGAGAAGCGAAUGUGAUAUCCAAACUGCUUUUGAAAAAGUUGUACAAAAAUACAAACAUCUGAAUGUGCUUGUUAAUGGCGCUGGUAUUAUGGAAAUGGGUUCUAUAGAAUGUACAGAUUUGGAACAGUUCGAUCGUACAAUGCAAAUAAAUCUAAGGUCAACUUUCUAUGCUUGCAACAUCAGAGCUUAUUAAAACAAAGGGUUGUAUAGUUAAGAUAUCCAGUGUGGUGAAGUGGUGAAAUGGACGAAAAACAUACAAAGCAUUGCUGGAAUGAGGUAACCAGUCGCAUGCAUUGGGCAGGAACGGGUAUCCAAAUGAAGUUUCAAGUCCAAAUGCUUUCUUGUCAGCGAUAUGGCUAGUUUUAUAACAGCUGUACAGCUAUCUGUAGAUGGUGGCAGACAUGCUCUGUGUCCCAGAUGAGUGGAAAUGGCAAAAUUCAACUUUUGUUGGCAAAAAAAUAUGGUAGCGGCAUAUAAGCGACAAUAGAAUUCCAAAUUUAAAGUGCAAAACUUUAGAUAAACAAUAAAAAUUUUUAAAAUAUAGUA